UCUAGGCUGUUUCUUACUAUUUGUAUAUGUUUGUUUUUAACUAAAAAUAAAAUAUCAACCAAGUGCUUACAUGAUAUGUGGUCUGCUGUGACUGGAGUAAAUGUGGAGAUUGGUCUGGACUAGGGAUGGGUGACGCUUAAAACAGCCCAGGAUCGAGUGGAAUCGAAACAUCUCCAGUCAAACCACAUCCAGUCACCUGGGAGGAAGUCUAUUUAGUCUUUGCGCCGAAAACCAAGAACCAAACCGACACACCGAGAUGGCAAAGAUCCUAUUUGGAGUCAUUGCAGUUGUUGCAUCUUUAAUGCUGGCGGAGUCCCUAACCUGCAACCAAUGCAAUUAUGGUCUGUUGGGCUUCUGCUUAAGCACUUCUACAGCGACCUGCAGCAACACCAGCGUCUGCUUUACUGGAAAAGCAACUUUCACAGGAUUGACCUCUGUGGGCUUCAACACCCAGGGCUGCCUUGAACCCACCAGCUGUAAUGUGACCAACAACGGCAGCCUGCUGGGUGUCUCCUACACGACCCAAACCACCUGCUGCUCAACAGACAAGUGCAACCCUGUUCAGACCAGUGGCGCCCCAUCCACCAAGAUGACCCUGACCGCUGCCAUUGGUGUAGCCGUCCUGGCUUCCAUGUGGGGAAGCAUACUGUAACAUGCUAAUGCUAAAUCACCAUAAGCAGCUCGCUGCUUCCAGCUGCUCCUGAAACCCAUUCAUAUGAUUCAUUAUACCAAUCAGGGUUUUACAAGACCAAACACUUUUGAUCACAUUUGAUCCUAUGAGUUUAUAUAUAUGAUUUUUAUAAUGCUCAUGUUCUGUGACACUCUUUGUUUUUCAUAACUAAGGUCUUGUCAUGUCAGGGUUCAUUUCUAUAAUGACAAGUUAUAUUAAAGCCAAAACUAAGGUGUCCACAACAUGGUAGUUGAGCAAUGUGAUGUUUCAGGGAAACAUUGAGUUCGUAAAUCUACCUUGCUUUGCUUUGUUUUAUAUUGUAUUUAUCCUUUUAACUACUUUCUGUCCUACUAAACAAACAUUGAUGUGAAAAUAAAGAAGCAUCAACUACUCUUAUGAGAAAAGAAAAAACUCAAUGAGAGUGAAGUGGAGAACAGAACAGCAAUCAGGCAAUCUUGUGUUUUCUCCUCUAGCUUGCAGUGGAUCUCUUGGUCUGUCUGUGGCAUGGUUGCUUGCAACACUUUGUGCCUGACAAAUGUUACGGUACAUUCAGUCUGUAAACCCAAAUCAGAUUUUUGGACACUCCAGGAAAAAAGAUGUCAUCCUCUGGGACAGGAAAGAGUGGCCAGUCAAGAAAUAAGGUUUCUUACGAUAGAUAUAUUAAGAAAUUAUAUUUAAUUAAUUAUUGAAUAAAACAUAUGGUAUUGCAAAUAUUUAAUUGUUCAUCUAACAACAGCAACAUCAAGAAAUGAAGUGCUACAUGAUGUGGCAUACUCCUGCUGGGUGUCUCCUACACAACCCAAAACCACCUGCUGCUCAACAGACAAGUGCAACCCAGUUACAAUCAGCGGAGCUCCAUCCACAAAGAUGACCCUCACCGCUGACAUUGGUGUAGCCGUCCUGGCCUCCAUGUGGGGAAGCAUACUGUAACAUGCUAAUGCUAAACUACCAUAAGCAGCUAGCUGCUUCCAGCUGCUCCUGAAACCCAUUCAUAUGAUUCAUUAUACCAAUCAGGGCUUUACAAAAAUUAUUAAUUAAUUAUUAAAAAUAAACUAUUUGGACCUUU
Molecule: messenger RNA, 1736 nt
Organism: Micropterus dolomieu (smallmouth bass)
Lineage: Eukaryota; Metazoa; Chordata; Actinopteri; Centrarchiformes; Centrarchidae
Product: sperm acrosome membrane-associated protein 4-like
Exons: 4
Coding region: 257-652 (131 amino acids)
Source: RefSeq, a predicted model, not a curated record